Messenger RNA from Paramuricea clavata, 15064 nucleotides. The record is from the annotation of a GenBank genome assembly. Lineage: Eukaryota; Metazoa; Cnidaria; Anthozoa; Malacalcyonacea; Plexauridae.
CAGCAUGCUAAACAUGACAAUACAAACCCUGAGCUAAAAGACACGUUCGUUAAUCUUCUUGUCAGUAAAUGGGCGAGAAAUAUAAUCACAGAGAAGAUAUUUUACAAAUCCAAGUGGCAAUAUGAGCGAUGCCACGACCAUCAUGCUUCCAGAUGGCAGCGAAUUAGAUUUAUCUGAUCUAACCGAAGACGAACUUCUCGAACUGUACCAAAGUUACGAAAAGCAUUUAGCUAAUUCUCUGACCAGUGUAGGCACGCUUGUCGGUGGUGGUUUUACUUCGACUUUAGACUCGUGUCUUGGCCCAACGACAUGGCAGACCAUGCAAGUGGCAGCGAAAUUAUUUUCAUUGUGUUUAAUACUUCGUGUUGUAACGCUUGUUAAUAUACCUACAAAAAUGAAGCAUUUCGUAUCGUGUCUCACUGGAAUUGCUACAUUUGUGAUUUUCUUUGGCGAACAUUCUAUGUUGUAUCAUCUACUAACACUGUGUGGCGCGGGCUAUAUGCUCAUAUUUAUAGCGGCAAAGCACAAAGGUGGUGUUGUCAGUUUAUUCUGUGUUGCAUUCUUGUUGACAUGGUAAGUGAAAUACAACACUGUCAGAUAUUUAAUUAAGUGUCAUUUCAUUCAUCUAUAGGGGGAGGUCAAAACUGGCUCAUUAACCCAUUAAAAAGGGCAAUUGUACGUUUACUUUGAAUUUUAUUCUGCCUAUUUAAUUAUUUGCAGUUGUUUUAUUCAUGCAGUGAUGGUCCUUGUCCAAUAAUUGCCCUGAAAAGAGUAAAAUUGUCUAGCAUGAGGGUGUAUUAUUAUUACAACUUUAACCCGUCAACACCAACAAUUACUUGGUGCUAGACAGCCUGAAUACCAUUUACAUAAAAAUAUAAUUGCCUGUGCAAACAAAAUGAAAUGAACAAAGCUGGGCAGUUUUGGAACAUUGCAGCUUAUGUGUGAAUAGGAAACAUGAUAAAUUGUCAUGAGUGUGGUUAUGUACUCCAGUGAAAUUAUUUGAGAUGAUGCUACUUUGAGUUCCAAAAUACCACCUACUCAAACCGAUGUGACUUCAUAGCUUUCUGUUGGUAGAUUACGAUUAGCAUUUUACAAUUAGCGUUUCCUACAGUGCAAAUUUGCAUGUGGAUAUAAUCAAAUGUGCUUUACAUCAAGUAUUAUAUAUGCUUACCCAGCCUAGAGCUAGGCUAUCUAUUUUUAUUAUUUUUUUAAUAUUCAGCGCUUUUUCACAUGAAAAGACUGGGACUAGGUGAUUUGGGGGCGGGGCGGAGGAUGCGCAAGCGAAAAAAUAGAAGGCCUAGUGGAUUUCCCAACAACAAUGCCAAAACUGCCCUGAAACUGCCCUGGUUGCGAAAUACCCAAUUAUUGCGUUCUCAAACAGAAUUAUUUGCAACUUAACAGCGAAUUUAAACCGAUACAGGUAAAAUGAACUCAUUUAUAGUAUAAACUUACUAUUUUUAUUUGUAUACACGCCUAGAAAAUCGGGUUUUUUAUCAUAAAGUUUGAAGCAACAUUAUUAUUAUGUUGCGAAAGGUCAAAAUGAGUCAAAAUAUUACUACAAAAUAGAACUUAGUUUAGUCAUAAAAUGUUUUUAUAGUUAAUGUAAUUAUAACUACUGGACAGUAUAAAUUGCUUUAGUUGUUGGUUUCUGAUCAAUUUCGGAUCACAAAGUUAUGGAGCUAAUUUGAGAACUUGUGAAAUCUACUAGGCCUUUAUGAGGCAAAAAUGACCAUUGCGAUAAUUACCAGCCGAGUAAAGGCCUAGGUUUAGGCUGAUGCUUACCUAAUUAUAUAGACACAUAAAGUUAGAAAAUCAACAACUUGUUUCAAGUUGAUAUCGACAGGCGUGAACAAGGUUGUGCGGCCCACUAUGAACAGUAUUGUCAACAUGUUGUUACAACAUUGUUCAACUGUAACAACUUGGAACAACAUGGUUGACAACUUAUUCAUAGUUGGCCGCACAACAUUGUUCGCGCCUGUUGAUAUCAACUUGCAACAACCUGUGUAUUUUUAGCUGUGUACUUAGCCUUGCCUAUUUCAUCUCUAUAAAGUAUAACAAUUGUGAUAUUACAAGUAUUGUCUUAAAAUUAACUGAAUUUAUCCUAACCCAUCCUGUCAACUGUGGGAGGAAACUGGAGCACCCGGAAAAAACCCAUGACUUUCAAGUUUAAAAUUCACAGUCCGAGAAUCAAACUCAGAGGUGAAAGGUCACAGUUUUGAUUCCCAACAUGGUCAAGCAAACUUCAGAUUUCCUGGUGUGAACAGACUCAGAGUAAUAUCAUCUCAAAGAAACAUGAUUAUUUAUUAUGUAUCGAUCAAUUCGAAACUUCACCACCCCCCCCUGGGCCGACCCCGGGAAUUUGAACUUUUUGAAAUUUGACUGAUCAAAUGCUCCACCCCCUGUGCAAAAAUGUCUUCAAAUGCCCCACUGUAACAAGAAAUUAAGCGUUCAAAUGCCCCACCUUCACAUGAAAAUUAUGAAACAGUAAAUACAAAAAGUACAAAAUAUACGGAAAUGUUUUUCGACAAGAUAGCGAAAUUCACGUAAAACGUUUGGAUACGACCUUGUGGAAAUUUAACAGUUUUACACAAUUAUAUAGUACAUACCUUCAAAUGAAGCACAUAGAUUUUCCAUGCCCGUUUCUUUGAGCCAGUUUUUCACAAAAUUGAGGCCGUUUCCCUUGAAUCUGAGAAAACUGUAUUUGCCGCCAAUGCGAAGUAUUUUCUGUGCAUGCAGGAAGCACGCGAAAACGGGCAAAAUUUUAGGACUUACGGUUCAAAUUCCCCACCCCGUUAUCAAAUGCCCCACAACAUGGAAGACCUAGAACGUCAAAUUCCCUACUCCCUGGAGAAGACUUGAAGUCAAAUUCCCGGGGAAUGCCCGGGGGGGGGGAUGAUGAAGUUUCGAAUUGAUCGGUACAUUAUUGGGCAGAUAAACCAGUCAACGGCCAAUACUUAUCCCCUUGACAAAUAAAAGUAAUUCAUAAAGACAUACAGUGGUGUCACCAUUGUGUAGGUGGUGGUGAGGGGGGGGGGGGGGACAGGUACAGUACGUACUCAGUAGCAUUUUUGACCAGGCACCCCCAAAGUGGUGAAGCCUUUGAAAAAUUCUUGAUACAAGAUUGCUUAACCCAUUGAGUCACAUUGCGCGCGUAAUGGCAACUGGCCUAUCCACCCAAUAUGUGUCUAGUUAACCCAUUGAGUUGCAUUGUGCCCUGAUGUGUCCUACUUUAUUAUUUCACUCUGUCUUAUGCCAGACGAUUUUACUCGUCAAGGGGAGUGCGCUGGCGCUUAAUGGGUUAACCAAGAAUAUAAUUAAAUUCUCAAGUGUCACAUAAUAAAAGAAAAUCUACAAGUCGACACACUUGCGUGCCUACCAUUUCUCACGUGGAUGUUAACUGGGUGUACUUCAAUAGUUUAUUAUUCAAAAGUUGUUUGUGGCAAGAACAUAGUGUUCAUCCAUUGGUGUCAUUUUGUGACUCACUCAGAGCAGGUUUGUAGAACAACAUGCAAAUGGCUAUCAGGUUGGAUCAAAUGACAGGACCAUCGAUAUAGAAAUUGCUUGGGAAUGGGAGUAACAUAGUGUAAUAGUCCCAUUUAAUACUCCCAUACUCUCAUAACUCAUAAGGUAAUUUUCUACUAUUUUCUACGGUCGGCUAUUGGCGAUGCUUCCGCGAGGAAUAUGUCAUCUGCUGACAUAUGUUUUUUAUUAAUACAUAUGAACUUCAAAAUUUCCAACGUUUCUCAAAACAUCUUUUUUGCAUGAAAUAUUGACAAUUUUAGCGCGUUUUUCUAAUAUUGACAAUUUUUAGCGCGAUUAAAUUUGAGUGUUUUCAAUGCAAGGAAGGCGUAAUAAUAUAAAUGUAUAGAACAGGUAUGGUAUUACGAAUAUAUGGACUGGUGUUUGUAUCAAGUUGUUUUCUUUUUCAUAUUCUGCAAAGAUGAUUCCGAAAUGUUAUGACUGAUGGCUUUCGAAAAAACUAUCGAAUGUUUCCAUGAUGUUUUGCGGAGAAACGUCACAGCUGAAAACCCUCCACCCCCAAACGAACAUAUGACGUUUCUCGUGGACAAAAAUCGAUAUGUGCAUGAGGCUUCCCUUACAAUUUGUGUUAUUAAAUGUGUGGAGCUUCCUUUGCCUUUUGAGGCCCUUGGUGGAGGCAAAUGGUGGAGGCCUAGCUUUCUAAAACAUUUUCCGUGUUGAUAUACAGUUAUAUUUCCCAAUUUCCACGAGUGUUGAUAUAACUGUUUGUCCCAUAAAUGAGCUUCAAAAACCGUUUUGAUUGGUCGACAGCCUGCCGGAAUGAUUUGAUACUCACCUGCUAGAUUUGAUACACACCUGCUAGAUUUGAUAAGGAACCUCAUUGGCUAAUGACAGUUAAAUUUGGCUUUUUUGGUAAUUUUUACCCUUCGUUAAGAUAAUAAAACAGUUUAUAUAUUUUGUAAAGUCUUGUUUAUGGGACAGACAAGUCUUGUUUAUGCUACGCUCGGUAGACAUCAAAUCCAUUGGAUAUCGAUUUUCCAUUGGAUAUCGAUUUUCCAUGCAUUGGAUAUCAAUUGCGGUUUACCUCAAAAUCAUAUCGUAACUUAUAAUGACAAUACGGAAAAAUGUUUUAUAUUUUUUUAUAAUAUAGCACAAAGUCUUUGUCAAAGAAAUAUAAAGAAAAAAAUUUUCCGUGUUGGCAUUGAGUUAUGUCAACACGGCUCUUAGCCAAUCAGCGUUCAGAAUUUAUAAAUGCUAUAUUAUAAUAUAAUUUUCAACAACAAAGGAAUCUGAGCCACACAUUGGGUAUCCGUUAAAUUGACUCUCAUUUUUUACCAUUAAUUGCUGUUUUUAAGUGAAGUGGUUGUCGUAGCUUCUGAAGAUUGGAAUCCAGUGAAAGGUAUUAAAUGGUCAUUUUUGUACCGUAAUCCUACACAGUCUUGUCUUUCUUGUACGUUUUUCAAUUAGUACUGGUAUGUAUUACGAGGACACAUUCGGCAAUUUAUUAUCCAUUGUUAUUAAGAGGCAAUACCGCGUAUUUGCGAUGAAAAGUGUUGAAAGUUUGCCGGGGGGAGGCAGUUGAAAGUUUGCCCGAAAUUUUUAUGGAGGAUUGUGAUGAAAUUACCUGAAUUUAACCUAUUUUCUGAUAAAUCUGCCCGAAUUUUCUUGAUUUUUCCUAGCAUUUGCCUGAAAAUUAGUUGCUCCUGCCUCCCUAGGCCUGUCAUGCGUAUACAUUCAAAGCUAUAAUUAUAUAUACAACUACAAAAAGCCAAACAAAAAUUUAUCAUCACACAUUGAUGAAAUAACUGAACCACGAUUAACGCAUGCCGUCAUAUCAUUUCAUUCAAUGUGUUUGGUUAAAGGAAGAGAAGUGAAUUGAUGAAAUCCUUUUUGUCACUUAUAUUAUAGGCACAUUUAUGGUGCUCAGUAUGAAAAUAAUCUCAUUUUCAUUUGAUGUGGAGAAAGGUGUGAUUGCUGAAUUUCCAGACAUUUUGGCGUACAGUGGCUAUGUUCUCUGUCCGUCUUCAAUAAUAUUCGGGCCUUUCAUGAUGUACAAAGAUUAUUGUCAAAUUUUACAACAUCGUCCAAUGGUAUGUCUUCAUAUAUGUUUUUCAAUACCGACGACUUCAGUUGUGGAUGGAAAUGGCGCUUGCUGCCAAUAAACGUACGGAAUAUAGCUACACUGUAUAAUUAUUUAUCACUGCAUACUUGUGCCUUUAUCAGGGCGACAACAGGGUGACAUAAAAACGAUAUCGUCACUGUAUAUUUGUCACUGUCAAAACAAAGAUGGCUGACUCAAGGUUCGUGUUUAGUCGAUGUUGACAACUUUAUUCGUUGGUAGGGCCAUGCAUCUACCUGAAAAAUAUAUGGAGAAUUUCGACGUUUCGAGCGAAGGCCCAUCGUCUUAUAGCGCAUUUAGGCUUGCAUUAGUUUUCAAUGCAGUACUAUAAAACAAAGCUUCCCUAUUUGAAAAAAUCAAACAAUGCUUUGGAAUAUACUCAUCAAAUAUUUCCUUAUAGCUAUUAAUAUAUGACGUGACACUUGUUAACAUUUUUACAAUUAAUUAAAUUUUUUUGCAGACCCUGACGUGGUUUUUGUCACUAGUAAGAUCCAUUUUAUUGGGAUACAUUUUCCUAAUCCUAUCAUCAUGUAUUUGUCCAUGGAUUUUUCCAGAAGAAAGUAAUAAGUAUGUUUGCCACGUGCUUUAUAAGAUUGUUUCCUCAUGUCGAUGGGCAAGUGCUCUGAUCAUGUCAUCAGGAAAAAUACUAUACUUAUGCAAAUUUCACGUUCCUGCUACAAAUUUCAUCUUCCAUGUCCCCGUUUGUUUAUUCAACAGAUGGUUGAUAGCGUACCAGACUGCAAUGUCGUUUCGAUGCAGUAAUUAUUUUAUUGGUUUUCUCUCGGAGUCUUCGUGUCUGCUGUGUGGUAUUGGUACGGUUGUGAAGGAGGAUAAAGAGGAAAAAAUAGAAUGGUAUAACAAUGCGUUCAUCGUACAUCUUCGACCCAUAUUUUUUGUCAAUAUAAAGGGGCCUAAUAAAUGUAACUUUUGCGUGUUCUGAGACCUCCAGGAAACCUAACGGCAUGAACCCUCUGGCUCGCCCUACGUGUAGAUUAUAAUUUUUGCAAAUUGUUGUAAUAUACUGCAUAUUCAUAUAUAUUUGGUCUGAUGUAAUGUGCAUUAUCUACAGUUAGGUUCAUUCACUAAUGUUGGUCUGCUUUCUUUGCAGGAAAGUUCCAGUUUCUCGUCCGCAGCAUGUCGAAUUCCCUAGAUCAUUUGUAGAGAUAGCUAUACAUUGGAGUGUUCCUAACCACAUCUUUCUAAAGAACUGUACGCAAUAAGUACUUAUCUCUUAUAUAUCAUAUUGCAUGCAUUUGACUCUAAAAAAGUGAGCAUAAUUGCGAUAGCUAGAUAUUUCUUUGCGACUAAAAGUUGCUAUGUGGACUCAAUGUGUUAUUAUUUCAUUGCGAUUUGUAGUCGAGGUGUAGUAUAGUGUCCACUUUGCAUGAAGCUCUUGAGAUCAAGUAACAAAGAAAUUCAUAUCGUAGGCUAUAUAAUUUUGCUAUUUCUAUUUUGCUUGAGGCAGUUUUGCAUUAAUUCAGUCAGUGGGCCAGUGGCACUAUAACCUAUAUACACCACUGUUAUGUUUUUCUCUUGUAAUAGGCUCGACUGCAGAUGACAACGAGAAGUCACAUCUUUUAUAGUUAUAACAUAGUUUACUUACUUCAUAUUAACAGAAUGCGAGGUCUUGUACAGAGAAAUAGCGGACCGAGGUCUUUUUUGGUUGAAGAAAACAAGAAAAUACCAAUGUAUUCCUUCUUUUCCACUAAAAACCAUUCGCAGAUAUCUUAUUAAUAACAAAUUAAAUUAUAAUUUUCAAAUGUUCAAUUAGUUUUGCUGAUUUGUUUUAAAAUGCAUGCGUUUGGACCGUUGAAAGUGCUUCUCAGCCAAUCACAGUCCGCCAUUUCACCGGAAGUGAUGCUUGCAAUAUAAUAAUUGUACUUAUUUCCCUUAUAUACCUUAUUUAUUUUAUAGAUGUUUUCAAAAAAGCGCGUGGAUUAGGUCCAUUUCUGUCAAUGUUCGUUACAUUUGCUGCUAGUUCUAUUUUACAUGUAAGUAUUCACUAAUCAACAUUGCAUUGGUGUCUGAAACCCUAGUAUAGUCUAGUGGCAGAACAACUGAACCAGCAAUAUAUGUAUAUGUAUCGACUGAGAUAACUGCGUUUAAAUUUGAGUUAACGUUUCUGGAAAUAUCGAAAAUUAGUAAAAAACGUACGGCCUAUUAAAGGUAGGGUACAGUUCGUAUGUAAACAAAGCCUUUGUUUACAUUUCGGUAUUCAAAAUAUCGAACUUUAUUCGACAACUAUUUGUAUUUUCUUGCCUCUACAGUAUAAUAAAUGAUCAAGAUAUAACAAUCAGGCUUUGCAAUAACAUAAAAUGAAAUAAAAACCUAAUUAAAGUGUUUAUAUCACGGCAGGAGACUCCUAUGUGCGCAUGCGCAGACCGGACUGUACCCUAUCUUUAAAUGUUAAUACCGCAAUUACCUGUGCGUAAGGUACACUGCAGUCGAAAUGUAUUCGUUCGUAAUUUUCCAGAUAAAAUGCUAUUCAUUAGGAAAUGCAUGUCCCCCAACAAGAAUGCAAUUUCUUGCCUGUGUGAGCAUGCAGUCGAAGGAAUUUCGGACUAUCUGGGGGUCCAGGUUGCAGCAUGUAUACAAUUGCCUAAUGAAGCUCUCUCAAAUUAUUUGGUUGUUGAUCAUGUGGCACAUUCCACAUUUGGUGCUUCAAGCAGCCCCAAAGGAAAAAAUUGCACACCGUCAGGUCAGGAGAAAGAGGGGGCCAAGGCGAAUCACCCUGUUUAUUCAUCAUGCAGUCGGUCAGGAAAUUGCCCACGAAAGUAUCGAAUAGUUGCGUUACUGGUUGUAAAAAUUAGUUUAAUAGGCCGUUUUUUCUAAUUUUCCAUAAUUUUGAAAAUGUUUACUUAUUUUCAAACCCAAAUAUCUCGGCCAAAACUGUGUUAAAAUACACAUGCAUGGCAUGCAUCAAAUUUUUAGUUAGACAUUACUGAACUAAAUGCUUCUUAAAGUGUAAUAGCUCUUUUAAUUUUUAAGUUAUACUGAAUCAAAGAGGAGUACUUUUUUGGGGGCCACCCGGUAUACAGGAGGCGUCGAAUAUUCGUACAAAGCCAGCAUGCAUGCUUUAAUUGUAAUUCAAAUAGAUAUCAUCGUUACAACUAGUUACCUGCCUUUUUUGUUUUAAGGGUUUGAGUUUUCAAAUUGCUGCUGUACUUGUAUCAAUAGCGACUUAUGCUUAUGUUGAACACGGUAUGUAAAUGCUUAUUAUACGAUGAGUGAAUUUGCAUCGUUUUCACGAAAAGAAUGAGAAAAUGUUUCCAUUCAGGUAUCCACUUUCCGAUUCUUGUCUUCUUUUUGUAGCAUUUAGAAAGAAACUAUCUCGUGUUUUUAGUAUGUGUAUUGAGGCAAGAAAAUGUAAACCUGACUGCACUCACCAGUUUAAAGAGGUAAGAAAUCUGUUGGAAAUUUAUUUAUUUGCAAUUGCCAACUGUUAAAAGUGAAGGAAUCUAUAUUAAGCAGACAUUGCCAACAAACCAGACAACACAAUACGUACAUAAUAUUAUUAAAAGAAUUCUUUAUUUUUUCUGUAUUUUAUCGUACUACAAAAAGUGUGCCAUAAUUAUGUCUCUUCCUCCUAAAUUUUAGAUAUCUUGUUCGUUUUCAUCAACAGCUCAUUCUGUAGCUUGCUCGCAGCCGUUGUUAUUCUUACGCCAAGCGACGAAAAACUAGCGUCUGCUUACCCGAGCUGCACACAUUCAAUUCCCUUUGUUUUAGGAGCCAAUCAUCUGGCAGUGUUCAAAAGUGUUAGAGCCAAUUGGAAGCCGCCUUAUUGAGGAAUUAGCUACUGAGGAAAGCCCUUGCACGUGGGAAUAUAUUGUUUGGGUUGAAAUUUGUUUACUUGCGUGGAUAUAUUUUGGAAACUGUAGCGUUGAACUUCACGAUGUUUACGUAUAGAAUAAUGUUGUGAUCAUCUUCUCGCAUGUUCUGCAAACAAUCGGUGUAUAUAAAAUGCAAAAGGAUGAAUGCAGUAGACGAAAUUUAAAUUUUUGUUAACAAUGACAAACAAUCAAUAGGGAGACUCGGGUAUAUCAGGAUAUGUCCAAAUGUUGCUCUUGAGUCUUGAUACUUCCUAUAUGCCAUGACUUCGACGAAAAUUUCUAAAAGAUUAAACUGUUAAAAACGCAUUUUCAAACAUCGAACAAUUAAUUAGGGACUUUUAGCGAGAUAAUGAGCCUAAUUUACAGCAAUAACCAUUGGAAGGAUAAAAAAACUGUUUAAAAGUCUUUUAUUAUUUACAAGCUUUCUGAUGAUGCAAGUUAUAUUUGUCGCGAUUGAAUUCAAAAUUUCACAUUUUUUGUUAGAUAACAUUAACAACAAUUGUCGCCUGAAGACGGACAUUUAAAAUGUCCGAAACGUUGCAAAUUAAAUUAAAUUAACCUUUUGUAUAAAUCCUUGAGAAAUAAAAAUAAGUAAUAAGUUAUGAACAACAAAGGUGAAAGUUUUAGAAACAAAAUUUAAACAUUUUGUAUAGAGCAAUAAGAUAUUAAUUUCGUUUUUAUUAAUUUUUAAAAAAUUGGCCCUGCAGAAUUUUUUUAAAUACUGUCAAAUAUUGCAUGUAUAUAGUCUAUUAAACUACAAUUGGAUGAAAUAUCACGGGGCCAGUACGACUUUGUAGCUCAAUCCCUUCUCAACUUUUUCGUGUUCUCAUGACCUUGUGUGAGGUAAAAUCACGAUAUUGUUAUACAGGGUGUAUCAAAAAAGCUGAACAGAUUUGAAAUUGCUCUCAAUUUCGCAAAACACCUAUUUGUGUCCGGUUUUUAUAUAUAUAGCUUCUUUGGGUACUUAUAAUGUAGAAUAAUGAAAAAAAUUUCUCAAACUCAAAUUUUGUGAACCAGGGGGGUGUCUCUUUUCCAACAAAUUAAAAAUUGCUCGCGCACAAAAUUUAAAAGUUGUAAUCAUAUUUUGAGUUAAUAGAUAGAAAAGUUGUUGGGUUUUUAAUUACUGUACAAAAUGUCAGACAAUUUGGUUUAGUUUAAGCCCUUUAACUAUUCAUUUUAUUCUAAAAAAUCAGCCUUUCGCAUGCUUAAUUAACUGCCUUUACCUAAUUUGCAUAUUGCUGACAUAUGCAAAUUAGGCAAAUGCAUUAAUUAAGCAUGCAAAUAGCUGAUUUUUAGGAAAAAUGUAACUUUGCGUGAAUAGUUAAAGGGCUUAAACUAAACAAAAUUGUCUGAAAUUUUGUACAGUAAUUAAAAACCCGACAAAUUUUCCAUCUAUUAACUCAAAGUAUGAUUAUAACUUUUAAAUUUUGUGCGCGAGCCAUUUUUAAUUUGUUGGAAAAGACACACACCCCUGGUUCACAAAAUUUGAGUUCGAGUAAUUUUUUUCAUUAUUCUACAUUAUAAGUACCCAAAGAAGCUAUAUAUAUAAAAAAGGAUACAAAUAGGUGUUUUGCGAAAUUGAGAGCAAUUUUAAAUCUGUUCAGUUUUUUUUUAUACACCCUGUAUAGUAAAGUGGUUUACUAGUAAACAAUAUUCCAUUGCAAGUCAAAUCGUUUAAAUUUUAGUCUAAUUACUGGGUGACUGUAAUCAAUCUUGCUUUCGGAUUUCUCAACAUAUUUCAUCUGGCUUACCUUGGAGUCAUGUUUGAUGGCAACAAUUCCGGACGGGUUUGUAUUUACAUGCAUUAAAGUAUAAAUUGAAAAUUGCUAUAAUUGUUUCUAUGUGUCACUAUGUCAGUUUUGUAUAUAAGCCAUCAAUAGGAGACUAUACUAUUCAUAACUUAUUUUUGCCUUCAACUCUGCGGACUGUUCCAUUUAAUUUCGGUCCCUCGUGCAGGACAGACAAAAAACUGGUAAUUUGAUGGAUUUGCCGACCGUCAGUUUAGCAGUCGACACCCUGUAGUGUUUUCGAUUCAGAAUGGGAUUUUAGAAAUAGCUGGCGAUUUAAGCCGGGCAGACAAGCAAUUUUCUAUGACAUGCAAGUUUUUAUGUGACAAGUUUUAUUUGCUCGUCUGUACGCGCAACUUUGACAUUUUUUGUCAAAGUACAAAUUUUGUUCGUCUGUAUGGGUCAACAAAGAAAACUUGGCAAAGUAAUCUGAGCAUUUGAUGUGAUUGGCCAGCGCUCGCGUUGUCCGCUGUAUUAUUACAUUGCUGGCCACUAAUAAAUUGUCAAAGUAAACUUGUUGACACAUUCACACUAGUAAAUAAAACUUGUCAUAUGAAAACGUGUCAUAUGAAAACUUGUCAUAUAAAAUUUGUUGCAUAUACACAUGUGCACUUGGCAAAUAAAACUUGCCACAAAAACUUGUCAUAGAAAACUUGCUCGUCUGUAACCAGAUUUAGGCGCGAUCUUCGCAUUCAACGAUGGUGCGUACCCAUAUAUGCAGAGAAUAUAAUUAUAUAAUAAUGGAAGCGGGUUUUUUCCCGAUUUUGGACGUAAAGGGUUAUAAAGAAUCUAAAUGGAUUGGCACCACUGAUCUGAAAUAAGACUGGAUAACGCAUCUAUAGUAUACAACAGUGAAGCCGGAAGUCACCGGCGCCACCCGAUUCUGGGGCCCUACUUUUCUAUAGAUUUGUAUUACAGUAUGGUAGUUUUUCGCGUUUUUUGCCUUGGCUACGUUUCUGACCGGGCCAGUUUUACAAUCACAACGAUAGAAGCAUACAAGAAGAAUUUUGAGCAAAAAAAUUGGGGUAUUAUGGCUUUAUAACGCCGCGAAACGGGAUUUACAACUCUGAAGAUUGGGGUAUUAUGGCUUUAUAACGCCGCGAAACGGGAUUUACAACUCUGAAGGAGUGGUAAGCCUCAGACUUGGUUAUCAACACGAGCUCGUUUUGCUACUUUCAUACAAAAUCAACUCAAAAUAUACAAGAAUUACUGUUACUGGACGAAUAUUCUCAGGAAAUUUGAAGAAAUGAAGCAGCUACAUUGUGAACAAAAGCGUACUGAGGUUAGUUUUAAAAUACCUUCAGGCUACUUCUAUAAUUAUAUGAAUUAAGGAACAGUUUUAAAUGUCAAUUUUGUCAAGUGCAUUCCUCGACUUGUCGAGAAGUUUUAUAUGUUUUAAAGUAGGAAGACAAGUGACAAUUAAAUAUUUUUUAAUCCAAAUUAACAAUGACUCAAUAUUAUGUUAUUUUAAUUCAUAUAUAAUUAUAAUUAAAAAGUAGCCUCAAGGUAUUUUAAAACUAACCUCUGUACGCUUUCGUUCACAAUGUAGCUGCUUCAUUUCUUCAAAUUGCCUGAGAAUAUUCGUCCAGUAACAGUAAUUCUUCUAUAUUUUGAGUUGAUUUUGUAUGAAAGUAGCAAAACGAGCUCGUGUUGAUAAACAAAGUCUGAGGCUCUCCACUCCUUCAGAGUUGUAAAUCCCGUUUCGCGCCGUUAUAAAACCAUGAUAAUACUCCAAAUUUUUUGCUCAAAAUUCUUCCUGUAUGCUUCUAUCAUUGUGAUUGUAAAACUGGCCCGGUCAGAAACGUAGCCAAGGCAAAAAACGCGACAAACUACCAUCUUUAGCCUAAUACAAAUCUAUACAAAAGUGGGACCCCAGAAUCGGGUGGCGGCCGGUGACUGCUGGCUUCACUUUUGUGUACUAUAGAUGCGUUAUCCAGUCUUAUUUCAGAUCAGUGAUUGGCACAGAGAUAUUAUUUUCUUUCUAGCGGACAAUCAAUAUCUGCAUUAGGGUAUAUUUUCCAGAACCUAUAUAUGUAUUUGUAGUUCAACACUGUAUUAUUCUUUAUUUUUCUUUGAAAUUAUAUAUAUAUAUAUUGAAUGAUUAUAUAAUGUUACGUUUUAUACGUUCGCUGAAAAUUGAUAACUUUAAGAUUGAUUGUCGAAGCUAGUCAUGUAUAUCUCAUGCAAAAAAUUAUCACUUAUUUACUGAGACCGAGGGAAACAGUGUGUUUUGUGGACCCGAGACCGUCGAUGUUUCCCGAGGCGAAGCCGAGGGAAACAUCGACGGUCGAGGGUCCGCAAAACACACUGCUUUCCCGAGGUCUCAGUAAAUAAGUGUUUUAUUAUAUAUCAAUAGUCAAAGAAACAACAAAUUAAAGAACACAUAAACGUAAAUACAUGAAAUAUUUUAUUGUUAAAACGUUAUAUUAAACACUGGCUACACUGCAGUUACUUAAAACGAAAGUUUUAAUUACGUACUAGGCAUGUCUAAAGGUCGCAUCUUCACGUGAUGGCGCACGUGAUUUUUUUUGUUAUUCGCCUGUCGAUAACGUAUUGUCUCCCUCUCGCGCUGUUGCGAGGGAGACAGCCUAAUUUCGUCACUCUCACGUGAUAUGCUCUCAACCAAUAAAACACUAGAAAAAUGCGACUUUGACUAUUGAUAUAUAAUAAUGCUUAUAACAUUCGUGUGUCUGCCAUUUUUUGAUAUUCUGUGCUGCAGUUUAUUUGAAGUUUUCAAAUAUUUGUUAAUAAAGUCUUGCUCCAAUGCGUUGAUUUCUUUCCUCUUUUAGGGUUACGGUGUCGAACAUACUCUCGAAAAGUGGUCAGAGUUGAAUUAUACAAGUCAUUGGAUUGUCCUGGGGAUUUAUCUUGUUUCUGCUGUCUUGUAGUGCAUGAAAAGCUGAAACGAGCAAUUCAGCACUUUUUCAUGCAUGAUACAUGCUUGACCUCAUAAAAUCUAAACCGGAUACUAACAUCAAUGCUCCCAAUAACAACAGGAUUGUUUUUUAGUAUAAGAUGUUUGUAUAUAAGGGUUCAUAACUUUUAUUUACACAACGUUAACAUUUGCGAAAUAUAAAUUUCUUGCAAUAUCUAGCUUGAAGACACUAUAAUCACUGGUGGAAAUUCAGUUUAGGCCCGUUUCAGACGGCGUACUCUUCAUGUGCCGAACUUAAUUUUAUUAGAUGCGACACAAGAACGGCAGUGAUUCAAACGGCGUACCAAAUACAAUGUUAUUGACAAGGUUGGGGCGCAUUCGCCAGCGAAACCUCAAUAAAAUUCAAAAUAAAUAAGUUUAUUUUUAGACUAAAGUUGAGUUAAGUUUGACACAUGAAUGGAGCGGCGUAUGAAUCCAAUUAAUGUCGCUCCAACGUCGCAUAAUGCGACAAGCUCUGCCGAACUUGUGUCGAACUUUUGCCGCUCCAAAUUCUGCCGUACUUAAUUGAUUCAUACGCCGCUCUUCUGCCUUACCUAAUUCAUCAAUUAAGUUCGGCACAUAAAGAGUACGCCGUCUGAAACGGGCCUUAGACGAAUAAAUAAAAACAGGAUGUUUUAUUAGAAUACAUGCAUGCAACGACCCCUCGCCUAUAUUUUCCAAACAUUGUUUCAACAUUAAGUAUUCGUAAUUAUGCCAACACUGAACGCAGCCUCGCGUUGUCACGUCAUGUUAGUCAUGGCAACACGAUAAUUGUUUUUUAAACUUUUUGUACAAAUCUGAAAAAAAUUGAUGAAACUUGAACACUUUUAAAUACAGAAAUAUCAAUUUAUAAAAAUAUAAAGUAGGUAUAUUAUUUUGCUCAAAACGAAACUCUAUGUAAAAUUUUUUUAAAUGUGAAUUGAAAUUAACUGCU